GCUUUCAGCUUUCCUUCAAAGCCAAAGCUAUUACAGCACCUUCUUCUUCUUCUAAUUUCCUCCCUUUCUUCCCCAUCUCGUUUCCCCAGUUUUGCUACACAGAGUAUUCCCAUAGCUCUAAAAUGAAGAAGGUUGUGUUGAAAUUGGAUUUUCACGACAACAAAUGCAAACAGAAAGCCAUGACGAUAGCCUCUGGUGUAUCGGGGGUUGAAUCAGUUGCCAUGGACAAGGAUCAAAAGCUAACGUUGACAGGGGACAUUGAUCCGGUGGAGGCAGCGAAGAAACUGAGGAAGAAGCUAUGUCACACCGAAAUAGUCUCCGUCGGGCCGGCGAAAGAGCCGGAGAAGAAGAAAGAAGAGCCGUAGAAAGAGGAAAAGAAGGACGAUCCUAAGAAAAAACAGCCGAAAGAGGCUACAAUGACCUACCCCUACCCUCCGAUCGCCCAAUUCUACCCUCCGGUUCCCUACUGUUA
Messenger RNA from Hibiscus syriacus, 472 nucleotides. Its product is annotated as heavy metal-associated isoprenylated plant protein 39-like. The transcript has 3 exons. The coding region runs from base 123 to 365 and encodes 80 amino acids. The record is from RefSeq and is a predicted model, not a curated record. Gene Ontology annotation, molecular function: metal ion binding. NCBI's taxonomy places the organism in Eukaryota, Viridiplantae, Streptophyta, Magnoliopsida, Malvales, Malvaceae.